Messenger RNA from Carassius carassius (crucian carp), 4514 nucleotides. RefSeq lists its product as uncharacterized. Gene Ontology annotation, cellular component: cytoplasm; intracellular membrane-bounded organelle. Gene Ontology annotation, molecular function: iron ion binding; heme binding; oxidoreductase activity, acting on paired donors, with incorporation or reduction of molecular oxygen, reduced flavin or flavoprotein as one donor, and incorporation of one atom of oxygen. The record is from RefSeq and is a predicted model, not a curated record. Gene Ontology annotation, biological process: xenobiotic metabolic process. The coding region runs from base 36 to 3092 and encodes 1018 amino acids. The transcript is spliced from 18 exons. NCBI's taxonomy places the organism in Eukaryota, Metazoa, Chordata, Actinopteri, Cypriniformes, Cyprinidae.
UUGAAGACAACAGAGUGACUUUGCAGAAGUGAAAAAUGGCUGUUGUUGAGUCUCUGCUGUAUAUUCCAGGUGUCGCAGGUACAUUACUGGGAGCUUUGCUGUUGUUAUUGCUCUUAUCUCGCCUUUCCUCAGACUACAAAUCUCAGAAAGAAGGGAAAGAGCCACCGGGACCCAAACACUUGCCACUAUUGGGAAACCUGCUGACACUUGACCUAACGAGACCUUUUGACAGCUUUUGUGAGCUCUCUAAGACCCACGGGAACAUAUUCCAAGUAUUUUUGGGUCCUAAAAAAGUUGUGGUAUUAGUUGGAUACAAAACCGUCAAAGAGGCUCUUGUCAACUAUGCAGAUGAGUUUGGGGAGCGAGAUAUUACACCUGGUUUCAGGAUACUUAAUGAUGGUCAUGGGAUCCUCUUUUCCAAUGGAGAGAACUGGAAAGAAAUGCGACGUUUUGCUCUCAGCAACCUUCGGGACUUUGGGAUGGGCAAGAGAGGAAGUGAAUUGAAAAUUAUAGAGGAAAUUCAAUAUCUGAAAGGAGAAUUUGAUAAGUUUGAAGAGAAACCCUUUGACACGACACAGCCUGUGAACUACGCUGUGUCAAACAUCAUCUCAUCUAUCGUGUACGGCAGCAGAUUUGAAUACACUGACCCUCGAUUCACUGAAACGGUCGACAGAGCAAAUGAAAAUGUCCGGGUUAGUGGAUCGGCAUCUAUGAUGCUAUACAAUAUAUUUCCAUGGUUGGGUCCGUUCCUAAACAGCAAAAGGAUUAUUAUGAGGAAUUUGAUGAAAAAUAGAGCAGAAAUUGUGAAAUUAAUCACUGGACUGCAGGAGACUCUAAAUCCACAUGACCCAAGAGGGUUUGUCGACUCCUUUCUCAUCUACAAACAGAGUGAUGAGAAAUCCGGCAAGAAGGACUCAUACUUUCACCAUGAGAAUCUUCUCAUGUCGGUGGGAAAUCUGUUUGUUGCUGGUACUGACACCACAGGAACAACUCUGCGCUGGGGUUUGAUGCUUAUGGCCAAAUACCCUCAUAUACAGGCUCGAGUUCAGGAGGAGAUUGACAGAGUGAUCGGUGGACGUCAGCCAGUGGUGGAAGACAGAAAGAAAUUGCCAUAUACAGAUGCUGUGAUUCAUGAAACCCAGAGAAUGGCAAACAUAGUACCCUUGAAUCUCCCUCAUAUGACAAGCUGUGACGUUACCUUCAAUGGAUACUUCAUCAAGAAGGGCACCACUGUAGUUCCUCUGCUGACGUCUGUUUUGAAGGAUCCAAACGAAUGGGAAAAACCAAACAGCUUUUACCCAGAACACUUCCUUGAUGAGAAGGGCCAGUUUGUGAAGAGAGAUGCUUUCAUGCCCUUUUCUGCAGGCCGCAGGAUGUGUCUUGGAGAGAGUUUGGCCAGGAUGGAGCUCUUCCUGUUCUUCACUUCCCUCCUUCAGAGCUACCGCUUCACAACUGCACCUGGAGUGUCUGGAGAUGAGCUGGAUCUCAAAGGAGUAGUCGGAAUAACGUUGAAUCCGUCUCCACACAAGCUGUGUGCGAUCAGACGCUCCUCCUCAAGGUCUUCUGGGUAUUGUUCUGUGAACAUGGCUCUCAUGGAGGCAUUUCUUCAGGUUUCCAGCACAGGAACAUUAAUCUGCUGCUUGCUUCUGCUCUUAGCUGUUUAUCUCCUGUUCUUCCGGUCUCAGAGAGACGAAAAUGAACCUCCAGGGCCAAUACCAUUGCCACUUUUGGGAAAUCUGCCAAUGUUGGACGUCAACAAACCCUAUUUGAGCCUGUGUGAGAUGGCAAAGCAGUACGGCCCAGUUUUCACAGUCUUCUUUGGUCUAAAGAAAGUGGUUGUGUUAGCCGGCUACAAAACAGUGAAGCAAGCUCUUGUUAAUCAUGCAGAUGAAUUUGGAGACAGAGAAAUCUCGCCACUGUUCCAUGAUUUAUCUAAAGGGCAUGGUAUUACAUUUGCCAAUGGAGAGAGUUGGAGAGAGAUGAGACGGUUUGCUCUCACCAACUUACGAGACUUCGGGAUGGGAAAGAAAAAAAUUGAGGAGAAAAUCAUAGAGGAAACAUGCCAUUUACUAGAGGAAUUUGAGAAGUUUGAAGAAAACCCUUUUGAAACCACACGGCUGAUGAACUACGCUGCCUCAAGUGUCAUCUGUUCCAUUGUGUAUGGACGCAGGUUCGAGUAUACAGACCCUCAGCUACGGAGUAUGGUGGAUCGAGCCAAUGAGAGCGUCAGGCUGAGCGGGACAGCAUCCGUGCAGCUCUACAACAUGUUUCCUUUCUUAGGUCCAUGGCUCAAGAAUUUGAAACUAAUCAUGAAUAACCUAGCACUCGAUGUCAAAGAGAUAUCAGAGGUGGUGAGCAGUUUACAUCAAACACUGAACUCGCAGGAUCUCAGAGGCUUUGUGGAUUCAUUCCUCAUCCGCAUGCAGAAUGCAGAGGAAUCGGGAGAGAAGAACUCACUUUUCCAGAAGCAGAAUCUUAUUUUCACAGUCGCCAACCUAUUCGUCGCUGGUACAGACACUACUAGUACAACACUGCGCUGGGGCUUGCUGCUUAUGGCCAAAUAUCCACAAAUACAAGAUCGGGUUCAGGAGGAGAUUGACCGGGUGAUUGGUGGACGGCAACCGGUAUCAGACGACAGGAAGAACUUACCGUAUACAGACGCUGUGAUCCAUGAAACCCAGAGAUUUGCAAACAUAGCACCCAUAAGUAUCCCACAUAUGACCAGCUGUGAUGUUCACUUCAAUGGAUACUUCAUCAAGAAGGGCACAUGUGUAUUUCCUCUUCUAAUGUCUGUGCUGUGGGAUGAGGAUGAAUGGGAAUCACCCCAGAACUUUAACCCCCAACACUUCCUGGACAAUCAGGGGCGAUUUGUGAAGAGAGACGCCUUCAUGCCCUUCUCUGCAGGCCGCAGGGCUUGUCUUGGAGAGAGUUUGGCCAGGAUGGAGCUCUUCCUGUUCUUCACCUCCCUCCUUCAGCGUUUCCGCUUCACUCCUCCUCCAGGAGUGUCUGAAGAUGAGCUGGAUCUCAGUCCAGCGGUGGGCUUCACCUUGAACCCGACCCAACAUAAACUGUGCGCAGUCAAACGCUUGUGAAUUAUUUUAUAGUAAAGUUGAUGCAUUUUGUGUACAAUACAGCCUGCAUUACAUUUGUGUGUUCAUUCAUUAUAUGCAAGGUGAAAGCUCAGAAAUCAUGAUUGUUAAGCAUUCACCAAAAAAAACAAUGAAAAUUGUGUCAUUAAUCACUUCCAAACCAUCCAAGCAACCAUGUGCUGCAUCCAAGCUUCAUUCAUCUUCGGACCACAAGUUAACAUAUUUUGUUAUGUAAUGUAACAUAUGUACUUUUUGUACACAAAUAAAACAAAAGUAACGACUUUAUUCAAAAAUUUGUACUGUAGUGCCAUUUUGGAGAAUAUGAGUUGGACGCAGGCAGCGUACACUUUUCUGUGUCAGCCACGCCACAAGGAUAAAUUUUCUACGUGUAUUUUCAGUGUGAUUUGAAUGAAAACAGCACAUCCUUGUUACAAAAGAUCUGUCAAUACAACCCUAUUUGCAUUUUCAAGCCAAAAAUUCUAGGCUACAUGAUCCAGUUCUCGAAAGUCUUUUAUGGCCUUAUUUCAGUGACUUCAAAAUUUUAGUUUUUCUCUAACCACGCAUAAUCAUUGUUUUCUCAAAAACACAAACAUAUACACAUACAUGCAAUUUACAUAUUAUUGUACUGUAGCCCAGUUUGUACUGAAUACAGUGCUUUCAGACUUUAGCCAUGAAUAUGUUUAGAAGUAACUGAAAAAAGCACAAAAGGUCAAAACUUCUCUAGGCCCCCAAAACACCCUAGAUGCUGGCACAUGCUGGUAAAUUAACUAACUACAAGACAAUUGCAAAAUACCAGUGUUUCUGAUUAAAUAAAACGAUUAAUUUAACAGAUGUUUCAUUAUAGUUAAUUUGAUUUUAAUAGUGUGUGUUUCUUUUUGGAGGUUUUUAAAAGUGUAAAAUGUUCACUUUUGUCUUCCGUCUUUGACAUCAUAUAUCACAUUUUGUUUGUUUAUGUGGGAUUGAAAAACGAAUUCAGGAACUGUAUACUGAAUUUCACUAAUUAUAUUGCAAUUGAUUUCUGUAUUGCAUAUUAAAUGUAAGUCAUUAUACUGAAUUAUUAAGAACAAGAUAAGACAUUAAGAGGCUUACAACAAGACUAAGAAACCCAUAAGUAGUUAUACGUUUACAUUCUUACAUCUAAAUGGGCAUAUUCUAUGAACUUUUGUUAGUUUCAUAUACACCUAAUUAUAAAUAAGAUACCCUAACCCUCACGGAAAACUGACUGCAUUUUUUAUUAUUUGAUAUCUAGUUUUAAGGUUUUGUCAGGUUGAGCUCACAUCUGGGUACAAAUUUGUCUGUGUAUUUUUGUGACUUUGGGGCCCCCUACAGUUAAGAUAAUAUUUUUGCUACAUUUCGUAUUCAUGAAUGUAAAUUCAGUAAAAAUCCAACCUUUGUUUUUGCUUCUUAAUAAAUAAAUAUAAAUUA